UUUGAACUUUAUUCACAGAAGUAAUUUCAUUAAUUUUGUCUCCCUCACCCCAAUUUAUUUCAACAAGCAUAUCCUUAUCUUCGGCGUUUCGUGACAUUCAGAAAAUUGAAAUUGUCACGCACGAAGCGCCGCGCUGGCUUCGAAUGUGUCCUGUGGCUGAAACAGCCGCAACCGCUGUAGCAAAUAUGUUGCCGUGUUCCGUUGUUUAAAAUCCCCUGUUCAGCUGUGAUGAAAAAUUAAACAUUUAGCUUCCCCCUGACGGCUCCUCGCAUGAACAACAACGUGCUAACCCCGAAACGUCGCCGCCGAAGCAAUAAGAUUUCAGCCAAAUUUUAAGCAGACUCAGUUAAGAUGGAUGUGAGCCCACAGGAGAUUGAAAGUUUGCGCUCUGCAUUCCUUCAGACAGUGGAAGCAAGUGGAGAAUCAGCUUACCAUCCAACUGAUUUAAAUAGGGUUAGAAAAGAUGAUCAAUGGUUAUCUAGAUUCCUCUUACACUGUGAGAAAGACCAGGCUGUGACCAUUACAAUGAUGAAGGAGUCACUAGAAUGGAGGAAAUCUUUUAAAGUUAAUGAAAUUUCUGAGCAAACUGUGAGAAUGGACUAUAUGGUCGAAGGCGGCUUUUUCCCGCGGGGUCGUGAUAAGGAUGGAUGUGCCUUGUUAAUCUUUAAGUGUAAGAAACAUGUUAAGGGUUCUAAAGAUAUGGAUGAAGUUAAAAGAUGUGUGAUAUACUGGAUGGAAAGAAUGGAAAGGCAGGAGAAAGGUAAACAAAUAACAAUCUUCUUUGAUCUGGAAGGAUGUGGCCUAGGCAAUAUGGACAUGGAUUUUACUAAAUACAUUAUUGCCCUCUUCAAGCAAUACUAUCCAUACUUCCUCAACUAUAUAAUUAUUUAUGAGAUGUCAUGGAUUCUCAAUGCGGCUAUUAAUGUUAUUAAAAGCUUGUUACCGCCAAAAGCCGUCCAGAAAAUUCAGAUGCUGAAAAAAGCGUCUAUCCUGACUUUCGUGCCUGAGGAUCAAGCGCUGAAAUGUUGGGGUGGCAAAGACGAUUAUGUGUUCAGUUUUGUUCCUGAAACUAGGGAACAAACUAAGGAAGAUUCCGUUGUACAAACACCAAGCAAUAAGAAGGUGCACUUUGCGGCAGAGCAUGGUGACCAAAUGAAUGACAGCAACGUGUCUUGGGAUAAGGAGACGGUCGGCGAUGGUGGUGUUUUGAGCAUCACCCCGUCGACCCUCCUCAGCUUCACUAAGGAUGGCGAUGAAUACGUCAGUGUUUUGGAGAUCAAAAACACGGAUCCCAAGCAAAACAUAUCGUAUAAGUUGAAGACAAAUGCACCCCAAAAGUUCAGGGUGCGUCCUAGUGCCGGCGUGCUAGCACCUGGUGAUAGUGCCAACAUUUCGAUAUAUUUGCUGCCGGCGUAUCAAGUCAGCGGAUUGUCAAGGGACAAGUUUUUAGUUAUGAGUGUACCUGUUAACACCAAUCACAUGUCUACUAACGAGUUGGGCGAUUUGUGGAAGAAUACGUCAGACAAUGUGACUCAACAUCGACUUCGCUGCGCCCAGUUGUCAAACGAACGCGACAUGUCGCGAAACGGCUCGGCAGUACAAAUUCCAAACGAAGGCGACCAGCUCGUGAAGCUAACCGCCUCUGUCACCCAGUUGCAAGAGUGCCAAAGCAAGCUGCAUAAGUCGAUAGCAUUUGCCCAGAUGCUGCAAAUUAUUAACCUAAUCCUCCUGCUUGUGAUUGCCUUCGUGCUCAUGUAUGCGAUGCGCGCUUCUGCUGGUGAUGAGCUGCCGUUGGCCGACGACGCGUCCGCAGGCUGCUAUCACUCGCAGGAGCUAUAACAAUAGCUGCCAGCCGCGAGCCCGGUGGAUCCGCCACCGUCGCAGCCGCUGUCCGACGCUGUGCUCGUGCACUUUUGUUGGACAUUUGUCUAUGUCUGCUGUCUAAUCGGGAACACUCUCUUUGGAUGAUCAACCGGUCUCGCUCGCGAUUGUCUUAUUCCACAGCGCGUAUCCGCAUACGCGUAGUUCUUAAAUACCUUAAACCCGUGCUGGGAUACACAAACGGGUGAUUAUAUUUAAAGAGAUAUUACUAUUAUCGCGCUACGUAGAAAAGUUGCCAAAAUAUUUUUAAAGAAUCAAUUGGGUUACGUAAACAGCACACCGGCGACGUAGGAAGUGAGAAUUAAUAAGUCAAAUGCCACAAAAACUAUCCGUACUGAUUUUUGUAUCGAGUAAAUUAAUUUUUAUACACGUGCUUUAUUUGCUUCGAUUUCUAUUAUUGCAUAGAAUUUAGUCGUAACGGGAACCUGAAAUUGUUACAUGACGUGUACAUCACAAACUCUGGGUUUUAUCAUUAAUGCUUAUCAUAAAAUCAAUUAGUUGAAGUUAUUAAUAUGUAUAGUUAUUGAAACAAAGAUAAACAGAAAAACAACUUACGCUUACAUUUUCAAAGUACUAAUAAUCAAAAAACGAAGAGCUAAUCAAUUGAAAUAUAAAGUGCAUGAACAAUCCUUGAACUGAAAACCAAACAAACUAAACUCUGUACGUGAUGUCACAUUUUGUUAAACUAAAAAUCAUGUUAUUCUAUUAAAGUCAUCUGUUAUUAUUA
Molecule: messenger RNA, 2608 nt
Organism: Dalotia coriaria
Lineage: Eukaryota; Metazoa; Arthropoda; Insecta; Coleoptera; Staphylinidae
Product: motile sperm domain-containing protein 2-like
Exons: 10
Coding region: 352-1839 (495 amino acids)
Cellular component (GO): endomembrane system; endoplasmic reticulum-endosome membrane contact site
Source: RefSeq, a predicted model, not a curated record